AUUCAAUGAACGCGUGCAGCGUCAGACUCGCGUCAGUCGCGACUACGUCUAGAUUUGACUGCCUUUUAGCUACCGUCCAGGAUGGCAAUCCUUGAAUCGAUACCAACUCCGUCAUGUCCACUUGUUCGACUGACAAGCACCGUUGUUCCUCCAACUGAGAUGACACCGUCUUUCCUGAUCGACGCAAAGAACAAGUCUUACAGACACCAAUACGCAAACAUCUAUUUCACACGUCUGCUAAUGCUGAAAAAUGCAGUGGAGAAGCGGGCUAAAACUAGGUGGAAUGGACUGGCAGGCGAACCGCUCUAUGUAGCGCGUGUCCUUGAUAUCGUGAAAUCUCAGCUGUGCUGGGUAAUAGGUACGGUCUAUAUGGAUAUGCCACUCAAACCGAAUGUUUUGGAAGACAUUGGCCGAGAUCAUUCUAUCCCGGCUCCACCCCCGCGCGAGAAAUUUUACUGCGAUGAAGACAGCGUUAUGUUGGAAGAUGAGUCGGGUCGUAUCAAAUUGGUCGGUGACCGUGUCGCAGAGGAACACCUAGUCACAGGCGUCAUCGUCGCUGCACUGGGCAUGGAAACAUCCACAGGAGAUUUUGAGGUUGUGGAUAUAUGCACUGCAGGACUUGCAUCAUUUGCAGAGGAGGAAAUUCUCGGCUCAGACGCCAUGGAUAUGGAUGUGGACUCUCCAUCCACCCAAGAUGAAUAUGUAGCUGUCAUAUCAGGGCUAUCCAUUGGAUCAUCCUCACCUGCGGAUGCGCAAAUCCAGAUGCUUGUGGAGUACCUCACGGGAGAAGCAGGUGGCCCUGAGGAUCAACAGUUGGCAUCACAAAUAACGCGGCUUAUUAUCGCUGGAAAUUCGUUAUCGCUUGCGGAAUACGGCGAGGAGGGUGAAGACGAGAAGAAACCAAGAAAAUUCGGCGCAUCAGCGCAGGCAAAUUUUUCUCCUCAUCCGAAUCUUGCGCUUUCCGCUCAUCUUCACGAUCUAAUUUCUGCACUUCCUGUGCAUAUAUUGCCAGGAGCGGAUGAUCCUUCAGGAGUCAUUCUUCCCCAGCAACCUUUCCCCCGUGCGAUGUUCGGAAAGGCUGCAGCAUUUGAGGACUUCCACUGCGAAUCAAAUCCGGCCUGGCUUCGUGUCAGAUGUAGUGAUGAACCUGAGCCAUUGACACCGAAAGAAGGGCAAAUUUCAUCUUCUCCAUCAAGUCAUCCGCCUGUCACUCGCAGCCUAUUGGUGACCUCUGGACAGCCUAUUCUUGACAUGUACAAAUACCUUCCAACCCCGCCCUCGAGCCUCGUGUCAAUCGCUGCCUCAACCUUAAGAUGGAGCCACGUUGCCCCGACUGCUCCGGACACACUAUGGUGUCACCCUUAUCGAGACCGAGACCCGUUUGUUUUGCGGGCAACUCCGGAUAUUUACCUUGUUGGCGGAAUGCCCCAAUUCGGCACAGAGCUGGUGGAUUCAGAAGAUGAAUCGGGCGGGAAAGGAAGAAGUUGCAGAAUUGUUCUAGUCCCUAGUUUCUCCCAGACGGGAAUUCUAGCACUUGUCAAUCUGCGGACUUUGGAAGUACGGCGGGUAGAUUUUGGGGUCGAGGGAUUGAGUGCGGGUGGCGGAGAGCAGCAGCCUUCAGGACAGGAUGGAGAUGAUAUGGCAGAAGGCUGACAAAUUUUAUUGGUUUUACCCAGUCAACAACGAAUCGCGAUUAAGUCCGGGGAUGUCAUGAUUCUGCAUCUGCACGAUAAUCGCGUUGAUUUUACGCCACAUCUGGUUGAGCGUCUUCUGAUACUGGAUUAAUUCGGCAGGUGUAGUGUUCAGCGUCACGUGGAAAACCAUCAC
This is a messenger RNA of Suillus paluster, 1827 nucleotides long. Its product is annotated as DNA polymerase alpha/epsilon subunit B-domain-containing protein. Gene Ontology annotation, molecular function: DNA binding. The record is from RefSeq and is a predicted model, not a curated record. Gene Ontology annotation, biological process: DNA replication; DNA strand elongation involved in DNA replication. The transcript is spliced from 6 exons. Lineage: Eukaryota; Fungi; Basidiomycota; Agaricomycetes; Boletales; Suillaceae. The coding region runs from base 82 to 1653 and encodes 523 amino acids. Gene Ontology annotation, cellular component: delta DNA polymerase complex.